CAGGUAGCGGCGAUGCCUACAGUGUCUGCAGUGUGCUGAAAACCUCCAAAUGCACGGAUACCUUGCCGCGUCUUUAGCGUUACUAUUACCAUACUACAAUGACGUAUUUGGCACGGGGCGGGAUUUGUCACGGCGAACUCGCAAAAAAACAUUCGCCCCCCACAACAGUUCAGGUUGGCAACAUUGGUGUGAGUGCGACAAGAAGCGCCUAGAGCAGGCUACACAUUUUCGGUUCAGGAUAAAAAAUCGUGAAAAAGGUCAAAAUACCCCCAAUAACGGAAGACGUCUUGUCAACUGGCGGGGGAUUACCGCUGAGGUUGCUGAUGGACGAUGAAGAGGACGACAUGUUUCGGCCUAUCUCGCGCUGCUGGGGAACCCCUUUCAUGGACGUUAAAUUCGAGGACCGGACCACACAGACAAACAGCUCUGCCGUGGCUCCAGGGAGAGGGAGCGCCAUGCUGCCCUGCCGAUUAGCACAAGAGCCCAGGCCAUUCUUCCGCGGCAACGCUGGGUUUCGCUGGCACUUCCCCGCACUCUUUGAGCCCACCCGGGGCCUCGGGGGCUUCGAGGAUGAGCGGGACGCUCCGCAGCUGGAGGGACAUGAGGUGGAGGAGCAGGAGCAGGGGGAAGAGGACCCCAGAUUAGCCCAUGGGCUGGCCGAGGAGGCCCACAUGAGCGUAGAGGCGCAGAUCGGGCGCAAGCUGCGCGAGAUCGGGGACCAUUUCAACCAAGAUCAGCUGCAGCUGCUAGCCAGACACCAAAGAGAUCAUCUGCCGCUGUGGUGGCGUGUGGGCACGACUGUCUUCAGCUACCUGUUCCAGAGGGUAGACCUGGCCCCUCCCCCACAAGGCAACCCAAGAUGAGAGGGGGCCACAGGGGGACUCAACCACACUCCUAAGAGACUUUUUUCUGAUGGCACUGUAUGACUUUAUGACGGGUUUGGAUUGAACUGAUGGAAUAAAUAACUUAACAAGACUGACCAAGAGGAGGGAGGGGUGGGGAUGAAGAACUUGGCGGUCACCGCAGGACGGUGACUGAAUCUUUUUUUUCGUUGGUUCGUUUUUUUGUUUUUCAACUUUAUGAAGAAGCCAUUCUGUGUGAAGAGCUAUUUUUAACAAAACAAAAAACAAAUGUAAGAUAAAGUAUUUUGUUCAGUACGUUGAAACGUAUUUUUUUGUUUUGUUAUUAUUUUCAUAUUUUCACCGUUAAGGACCUUUGAUAGUUCAGCUAUUGCCUUACUACUUCCUGCAGCAGUGGAAUGACUUUGGGAAAGAAAUACAACAACAAAAAAUGGUGGCGAUCGGGGAAUAGAAGAACAGGAAGGGAAAGCUUGGCGGAGAUCCCGUGCUGAAGCAUCUGAACUUUAUGAAAUGACCACAGUGCACUAUUGAUCCCACCAUAGUUGCGUACGGUUCCUUGCUGGCUUAUUUGGACAGGUUUCUCUUCUGUGGUACUGAAUUGUUCUUAGAUAAUAGGUCAGUUUGACUUAUUUGCCAGUGGCUGUUGACUGAGAUUUUCUCAACUCUCCUUUUGCCUGUAUCUUGAAAGCGUUUUAUCUGCCAGCGGUCUUUAAACCUGGAUCCAUUUGGACCUUUAAGGUCUCAAUAUGCUGGUCUUUUUAUACAGAGCAGACCGGGAGACGUACGCUUUUUAUAUAGCCCUGUCUUGUCAAUUGUGGCCUAGGCCAGCCUUUGUAACCACAAUAAGAACUGUCUUGUGAAUUCUCACUGAGAAACAAAAAUGUGUUUUUUGAAAACAUUUUCUGUGAAUGCUCUUUCUUACCUGAGACGAAGCAGUUAAAAAAAUGAAUUUUGAAAUUUUGAACAUUUACUGUGAGCACAAAAUUAUUUUGCAAAAAAAAAAAAAGGCAGAUGACAAAUCGAACAGACUAAACCUGUGGUGGUUUUUAAAGGUGCUAUCGUUCGGUUAUGACACAGUUCGACCACUUUUACAAGUUCUCUUGGCCUUUGCAUUGAACUCACGUACACAACUGAGUGUAUGUACGUUCAAAAGGAUGUUUUUUUUUUAUUUGUACGAGUCUUUUUGAACACUCCUUCAACGGGUCUAAUUGCACUCGAGCGGAUAAGCCCUGCCUGGCCCUCCGGAGCCAUGUGGCUAUGAUGGAAGCCAGUGGUUGCUUGGAAACCUUAGAGAUCAAAUGCUGUUGCAGUCAGAUCGGCACAAAUAACGUCAGAUUCCUUUGGAUCAAUCAUCCGUCUGUGGGGGGGGGAAAGGUUAAGAAUUAAAUGAAAUAGCAGAGGAAAAUGUUUUAUGAAGAUUUCACAACAGAAGAUGACAUUUAUAUUGAGAUAUUUUUUACAAAAGUAAUUGAAGACAUCUGAUAUGUUUGUUUAGCUUCUUAUUCUUAGUCACAAGUUCUCAGUAGUGUAAAACACCUGUUAAGAGUCAGACACAAAAACAAACAAAAACAAAAGUGAACUUGCCUCUGUAAAGAAAAUCUCAGGGGGUUGGUACAUUUAGACUUGGGAAGCAUUUCACUGUUCCGAACAUUCAACUUUCUUUUUGUAAAGCCAAGACUGAAUGACAUUGGAUAAACACAGAGAUUAAUCUCAUCCCAAUUUAAACAUUCCAUCCUUCAUUGCCCAGUCCAGUAGUUUUCUGGUUAAACUGAACCAUUUCAGUCUGUAAGAGAUGGGUUUCUUAAGCCCACAUAGUUAUGAUGUAAUUUCCUGUACAUUCCCCUAGCUUUGAAUUUGCUUACCAAUGGAGCAGUGUUCAGGGUGUUAGGAGAAAUGUCUCAAGUCUGUGAUGCUGUGUUCACUGAGCCAUUCAUGGAAAGGCUGUGUGUGAGCUCUCCCUUCUCACAGCACGUACUCUGUGUUCAUCCAAAUGUCACUUCUUCUCAACCUCUCAUGUUUUUUUAUAUUAUUUGCAUCAAGUCAUUGUAGUUUCUUUGAAAUAAUUUAUUCUAAUUUAUUUGGUGUAUAUUUGCUCAGUGCUACUAUAUAUUUGAAUUUCUGGAUAUGUGCCGGUUCCUUGUGAGCAUUCAGUGUGCGAAGUUUGGUGUGCCUCUAACAACUGUGGGUCAGAGAAAGAAAAAAAACAACAACUAUAGACAAUCAAAAAGACAUCAAAUGUGCCUUGUGUCCAGCAGACCAGCAACACAAUCAGCCUGUCUCUGCAGUUCGUUUUCUACGCGAGACAAAACAAUCUCAAGGCUUUGAAUGGGCGGAUACUAGUCAGGAUUAAACAGUUCAUGUCGAUAUGCUGUCACCUGUCCAUUUUGACCUCUUAGUUUCCAUGGCCCACAGUCUUUUGCCCCAAACUGUAAUAUCAAAAAGACCGUCUGCGACAACUGUGCACCGGAAAGUCUUAAAAAAAAAGACAUGUUUUUUAUACCUCGUUGUGUUCUCUGAGUUUGACCUUCUAUUCUUACUUUCACAAACAACCUUGUAGAAGUGUUGGAUAAACUUAAUGAAAUUCUAUGUUGUGGGGUACACCUGGCCCAAAACAGUUUUUUAGUCAAUGCCAUCUGGCUACUGAGGGUUAGUCAGUUUCUUUUUGUCAAAAUUAGACAGGAAAGUAAGAAUAUGUUCAGUAUUAUCUUCUGGAAGGUUCAUAUUGUCCAGGUUGUGUCCUCUCUCCAAAUUCCCCCUAUUAUUAGUGAAUCUAUGUCAUGCUUGCCUUUAAAAGGCAGUUGUCAGUGUCAGUUCAGUUUUUGAACUCAAAAUGAUUUGUCCCCCCCCCCCC
This is a messenger RNA of Clupea harengus (Atlantic herring), 3711 nucleotides long. It is a transcript of the gene bmf2, whose product is annotated as BCL2 modifying factor 2. Gene Ontology annotation, cellular component: myosin complex. Gene Ontology annotation, biological process: negative regulation of autophagy; apoptotic process; positive regulation of apoptotic process. NCBI's taxonomy places the organism in Eukaryota, Metazoa, Chordata, Actinopteri, Clupeiformes, Clupeidae. The record is from RefSeq and is a predicted model, not a curated record.